Haplochromis burtoni (Burton's mouthbrooder) is the source of this 1852-nucleotide messenger RNA. RefSeq names its product HIV-1 Tat specific factor 1 (gene htatsf1). The transcript has 10 exons. The record is from RefSeq and is a predicted model, not a curated record. Gene Ontology annotation, biological process: mRNA splicing, via spliceosome. Gene Ontology annotation, molecular function: RNA binding. Gene Ontology annotation, cellular component: U2 snRNP; U2-type spliceosomal complex. NCBI's taxonomy places the organism in Eukaryota, Metazoa, Chordata, Actinopteri, Cichliformes, Cichlidae. Bases 341 to 1699 code for a protein of 452 amino acids.
AAAGUGAUCGUUAGUCUUGCUGAACAGCAGACGCUCUUUUAAAAAAGGUAGAAGCAGAAGUGCAAAUCGAAUGCCUCCUUUUCCCCCUUGUCUUCCACGCAUGCGCACAAGUGGCAUAACCUCGGAUGUACUUCGUUUUAGUGCCGUUGUUACUAACUGAGGGUAAAUCAAAACGUUAGCGGGUUGCGCUGAAACGUUCAUUUAGAAAUAAAAAAAAGAAUAAUUAUAACACAUUCAAAGCACAAAGCUGGUUCUGUGGCGGGGGUCUGACUAAGAUAAUCUGCACCGUUAACUUUCGCACCAGCCAGAGCUCACUGUGCCUGGACUAUCGCUGUGAAAGAUGAGUGGCAAAUCAGAUCCCAACAAAGAGUUUAUGGAGCAGCUGCGGCUGCAAGAGCUCUAUGAUCAGAGAAAUGAAGAUGGCUCAGACCCAUACACCUACACCGAUCCAGAGGAUGGGACUGUGUAUGACUGGGAUCAUGAAAAGAAGGCCUGGUUUCCCAAAAUAACAGAGGACUUCAUGGCAGCCUACCAGGCCAACUAUGGCUUCACUGAGAAAUCGGCUCCGGAUGGAAAGAACGCUUCCCUGACCAGCACCAACCCAGCAGCACCCGGGUCUGACAGCAAACCACCACAAAAACCAACAGAAAAGGAGAAACCAGAAGAUCCCGGCCCAAACUCGGCCUCAGAGCAGCAUGAGACGCCAGGCAAAGAAACCAAACAGAAAGGGGAGAAGAGGAAAGCUGAGCAAGGAUGGUUUGAUAUUGAUGAAAAUAAAAACACGAAUGUCUACGUGUCAGGCCUGCCUCCUGACAUCAGCUCCGAGGAGUUUGCAGAGCUGAUGUCAAAGUGUGGGAUUGUAAUGAGGGACCCCAUCACCGAAGAGUACAAAGUCAAACUUUACAAAGACAAAGAAGGAAAUCUGAAGGGAGAUGGUCUUUGCUGCUAUCUAAAGAAGGAGUCUGUGGAUCUGGCUAUACGCCUGAUUGAUGAGUCAGAGGUCCGAGGUUAUAAACUGCAUGUGGAAGCAGCACGGUUUGAGCUGAAGGGGCAGUAUGACGCCAGCAAAAAGAAGAAGAAAAGCAAAGAUUAUAAGAAGAAGCUACAGCAGCAGCAGAAACAGUUGGAUUGGAGGCCAGAGAAAAAAGGAGACGCGAGGAAGAGGCAUGAAAAAGUUGUCAUCAUCAGGAAUAUGUUCCAUCCCAGUGACUUUGAGGAGGACCCACUGGUGCUGAAUGAGUAUCGUGAGGAUCUGCGGAGUGAGUGUGAGAAGUUUGGGGAAGUUAAGAAGGUCAUCCUCUUUGAUAGACACCCGGACGGCGUGGCAUCAGUUGCUUUUAAGGAGCCUGAGGAAGCUGAUGCGUGUAUUCUGUCGUUCAACGGGCGCUGGUUUGGAGGAAGGCAGCUAUCUGCUCAGCUUUGGGAUGGAACGACAGACUAUCAGGUAGAAGAGACGACACGCGAGCGAGAGGAGCGGCUGAAGGGUUGGUCACAGUUUUUGGAGGGUGGAGAAGGAGAACAGCAGAAGGACUCCAAGCCUGCAGAGAGCAGCACAGCGACAGAACCUAGCGAGCCCUCCAGCACCACUGAGCCAGAGCAGCAACCCAAAUCAGAACCGCAGUCCUCAGAGGAGCAACAGGAGGAGGAAGUGGACUCCACUGACAGCAGCCUAGCAGGAAGUGAGGAUGAGGAAGCUUAGAUACUCUCAUCCUCCUUUUAUGGCCCUGUGUCAACCAACUAGGAUGUCCUGCUUAAAGUGAACUUUGGGAAAACUUCCUGUUGAGAAAGGGAGGAGGAAUUUGGACAGUUUAAGCUGUUUUGUAAUGUAGAAAAUAAAACUAAUUUUCUCUAA